This is a messenger RNA of Calliphora vicina (urban bluebottle blowfly), 984 nucleotides long. RefSeq lists its product as uncharacterized. The coding region runs from base 1 to 984 and encodes 327 amino acids. NCBI's taxonomy places the organism in Eukaryota, Metazoa, Arthropoda, Insecta, Diptera, Calliphoridae. The transcript is spliced from 2 exons. The record is from RefSeq and is a predicted model, not a curated record.
AUGAAAGAGAAACGUACACGAGGCCAAAACUUUUCCGCCCAAGAAGAAGACUUCCUGGUGUCAUUGAUAGAAAACCAUAUAGAAAUAAUCGAGACGAAAAAAUUGGAUGGCUAUACCAGUAAACAAAAAAAUGAAGCAUGGGAAAGCAUCCAACAAGAAUUUAGCAAUCAGACGGACACUUACCGGACGGCAAAGAUGUUACGGGAGAAAUAUGAAAACAUGAAAAAGAAGGCUAAACUAAUAAUGGCAUCACAAAAGCGCGGAGAUUAUCUGGAGAAUGGUGAAGCAUCUUGCAGUUGUUCACAAGUUCGUUCGGUUGCCAUAAAUCGUUUAGUUGAUUUAUUAGCCAUGGGUGCCUCUUCAAUGGAGCACAGUUUUGAGGGGAAUAGUAAUGAAAUAAUAACUAAUGAAGUUGUCAAGCGUAAGGUAAACAAAGUUAAAUGUAAAACUGAAGUGUUAGAUGAUGAAGUUGAGGAUGAUACGCACCAAUAUGAACCCAUAGUACAAUUGACACAUACACCUGAAAAACAACUAACACCGCCUACAAAUUGUCCAACAUUUUCCACAAACUCCAAAAGAUCACCCGAACAAAGUGUGGUGGUCAAAAAUUGCAGGGCUUCAAAUUGUGAUGCGUCUGAUGUAAGAGCGUCUAAAGCCCAGAAAACUUUCUAUAGAAAUGAGGAAAAACGUGCUGCCGAACGUCAUUUAUGGGAAAAAGAGUUGAAUGCAAAACGACAAAUGUGGGAGGAGGAGUUGAAGAACAAAAAAAUUGAGUUAUUAAAUCUACAAAUUGAAAAGGCAAGAUAUGAGACGCAAACGGUUGUUACUAGCAAUGGUUAUAAUCAACUAUCCGGUUAUACGCUACCUAAGGAGUCUAGUCUCCACAAACCAAAGAUUGUUGCUGUAUCAUCGGAAAGUUUUCCCUGGCAGGAAUCUGCGCCAGCAACGGAAAUGUCGCAACAACAACAACAACCAUAUCUAUAG